Messenger RNA from Juglans microcarpa x Juglans regia, 953 nucleotides. RefSeq lists its product as uncharacterized. The record is from RefSeq and is a predicted model, not a curated record. Lineage: Eukaryota; Viridiplantae; Streptophyta; Magnoliopsida; Fagales; Juglandaceae. Bases 339 to 767 code for a protein of 142 amino acids. The transcript has a single exon.
AGUAAUCUCUGCAAUAAGAUAUGAUAUUGGUCGUUAACAGCUGCCUGACACACUUAUAAAGUACGCCAGUGGCCGUGGACAAGGGAUCAACGCUUUCGCCACAAACUAAAAUAUUCACAUUAUACAAAGAUAAUAGGGAUAUGCUUAAUUAAUAUAUGAGUGAUGUUACGCUCAAGCAGAAGCAUCUCAACUCCUCGGCGCAACAAUCGCUAGUCCAUGUGCCAGCUUCCUCCACCCUUCUGAUCUACAUAUAUUACAUAUGUAUAUGUUUCUCUCUCUGUCUGUGUCUCUCUCUCUCUCUCUCUCUCUCUCUCUGAUCUUCUUGUUUCAUCUCUAUCAUGGGAAGUUGCUUGAGUAGUGAAAUUAGGACUGCAAAACAGGAUAAGAAAGAAGAGCUGCCAAAGGGAGAAGAAGAAGUAGUUGAACAAACAGAAUCAUGUCCUCGACCCGAGUCAGAACCAGUGAAGCUGCUCCAGGCUGAUGGUGCUAAGAAGAAGAUGGUUAGGUUCAAGCUGCAAGAAGACGAUGAUAAUGUCGGUAGAGGAAGUACAGAUCAUGGUGAUUCUAGAAGCGGGGUUGUGAGGAUUAGAGUGGUGGUGACCCUGAAAGAGUUGAAACAGAUACUGAAUUCGGAGAACUUCCAAUAUUCUUCUGUGGAGGAAUUGGUAAGUGCAAUGAAGUUGAAAAGAUCAAGGACUUGUAAAGCUAAAACAAGUGAUGGUGAUAGUUGGAGGCCAGCUUUGGAGAGCAUUCCAGAGGACCAUUGAAGAUCAAUUACUUUGUUUGCUGACAAGUUCUCUCUCUCUCUCUCUCUCUCUCUCUCUCUCUCUCUGUGUGUGAUGGGUUGUAUUGCAAUCUUCAUUGGAUAUGGUGUGGCUAAUUGAUCACCAUAUAUAUAUCAUUGUGCUACUUUUGAGUUAGAUGUAAUGGGAAUAUAUGUAAAUCAUUAAAGG